Molecule: messenger RNA, 2464 nt
Organism: Archocentrus centrarchus (flier cichlid)
Lineage: Eukaryota; Metazoa; Chordata; Actinopteri; Cichliformes; Cichlidae
Gene: gtpbp3
Product: GTP binding protein 3, mitochondrial
Exons: 11
Coding region: 283-1833 (516 amino acids)
Biological process (GO): tRNA methylation; tRNA wobble uridine modification
Cellular component (GO): cytoplasm; mitochondrion
Molecular function (GO): GTPase activity; GTP binding; protein binding
Source: RefSeq, a predicted model, not a curated record
AGUCGUUGGAUUAAGAUUAACCAAUCGGAAUCAACAGGAGGAGAGGCGACUGACAUAGUGAAUAGUUGAAGAGUCACGAGCGGCAUGAGUUUGAAAAUUAGGAAACUUGUGUGUUAAUGUAACACGAGAUAAGACGUAAAUGAGUGAAUGUCCUCAUUUGCCAACAUUACGCUCACAGACACUCGGACAUUAACUGACAGGAAACAAGGUGAAAAUAAUGUUUGUGUUGUGCACAGAGUGAGCGAAGUAGCUAAUAAAUGAACCGCUUGGUCUCUCAUAAUCAUGCUGCCGCUGCGGUCCAUGUACUGGGGGAUAAGGAGAGCUGCUGUGCCCACAGUCAGGACGAGCCGUGGAGCUCCACCCUACAGGCUCCUCUCCUCUACCUUUGAUGGAGUCCCAGCUGGACUGGCUGACGCUGACACCAUCUUUGCACUGUCAUCAGGUCACGGCAGGUGUGGAGUGGCAGUGGUUCGUGUCAGUGGUCCCGCCUCAGCCACAUCCCUGAAGUAUAUGGCUGGGUUCACACAGCGAAUGCCUCCUCCACGCACUGCCCUGUUACGCAGCAUCACAGACCCCCGCUCCAAAGAAGUGCUGGACCGUGGGCUUGUCCUGUGGUUCCCAGCUCCUCAUAGUUUCUCUGGAGAAGAUAGUGUGGAGUUCCAUAUCCACGGUGGUCCUGCUGUCAUUACUGCUGUCUUGCAGGCUCUAGGAAGUGUGCCUGGCUUGAGGCCUGCUGAAGCUGGGGAGUUCACGCGGAGGGCUUUUCAAGCAGGGAAACUCGGUUUAACGGAGGUUGAAGGGCUUGGGGAUCUGAUCCAUGCAGAGACAGAGGCCCAGAGGAGGCAGGCUCUUAGACAGAUGUCAGGCGAUUUGGGAUGCCUGUAUCAGGACUGGAGUGAUAGACUGAAACGGUGUUUAGCCCACGUCGAGGCCUUCAUAGACUUCAGUGAGGACGAGCUCAUUGAGGAUGGGGUCUUAAACCAUGUGGACAGGUCAGUGUGUGAUUUGCAAGCAGAGAUAAAGCGACACCUAAAGGACGAGAGACGGGGCGAGCGGCUUCGGAGCGGAGUCCAGGUGGUCAUCGCAGGAGCCACCAACGCGGGGAAAAGUAGCCUCCUUAACAAACUCUGUCAGAGACCUGCAGCCAUUGUGUCUCCCAUUGCUGGCACCACCAGAGAUGUUGUGGAGACAGCGCUGGACAUCGGUGGAUUCCCCGUCCUCCUGAGUGACACAGCUGGCCUCAGAGAGAGCACGGACCUGGUGGAGAGAGAGGGGGUCCGCCGUGCUCGGGAAAGGGUGGAGCAGGCUGAUCUGACUCUAGUGGUUGUGGACUCGGCUCAUCUCCCCUCUGAGGUAAACCAAGCCGUAGCGUUCCUUCAGGAAUACCUGAGGAGUGUGCUGCAGUCCCAGGAUCAGCCUGAGACAGACAGGUGUCUCCUGGUACUGAAUAAGACCGACCUACUGCCUGAGAAGCAGAGACAGAAGCUAGACAGGGAGCUGAGAGGUGUCUCUGGUCUCCCUCCUGUCUGUCUGGUCUCCUGCCAGACUGAUGAAGGACUGAAGGACUUCCUCACAGUACUGCACAGCAGUGUCAAGACUCUGUGUGGCGACCCUCUGUUUGGUGCCCCCACCCUGACACAGGCUCGCCACAGGGCCCACCUGCAGCAGUGUGUGGCGGCUCUGGCUCAAUAUCAGGGGUACCGUGACACUGACCUUGCUCUGGCAGCUGAAGGUGUGCGUUUAGCUGUCACCAGCCUGGGCCGGAUCACUGGACGGGUCGGGGCAGAGGAGAUCCUGGAUAUCAUCUUCAAAGACUUCUGCAUCGGAAAAUAAAUGAGUGAAAAAUUGACAGAUAUGUGAUUGUGGGCUGCUCUGAGAGGAAAAUUGCAUUCUUGCAAUCCCACAGUAUCAGAAAACAGGACUAAAAGGACGCAGCUUGGCAUUGCGCCAGGCUUCAAGGCACAGUUGGAGUUGAAAAAAACUCCUUGUGUUCUUGGCUGCAGAAUACAUCCAUUCCCAAGACACAAAAAUGUUUGUUUUCUGUUGAUGCUUUUUAUCAGGCUAAAAUAGUUUGAACAUGAUGACAGGUGCCUCAAAGGCCCAAUAUACCAAACAAGUGUUUGGCAAGCCUUGAGUCGUAAUAUGGAAAUAGCUUUCGCAAGCCUUUGAUAGGUGAAGAUUGGCCUCCUGGGUUGCAACAUAACAGCCAAGAUCUUUUAAAAUAUAACUUCCAAGGUCAUGGACUGAAAGUAUGGAUGUUUAUUUGUACCACAGGAAAAUUAUUAUUUUUUUACUUGUUUUUCAUGCAGGCAGUAACUUGACAGUCACAUUUAUUUAUUAUACAAAAAAGUUCUGAUGUUAAUGGUUAUUAUGCUGUUACAUGUUUCUGUGUUAUGUGUUACUCAGUGUGAAAUAAAUGGGAUAUUUUUGUAAGAAAUACAAAUUCUUAUUAAAAGGAGACCAA